AUGAAUCGGUUGAGUGUUCUCAUUUUACAUCUCAUUUUGGUGUCGCUUCGUGUCGAAGCAGACACAGAAAUCAAUCCGGAGAAUCCUUCGCGGAGAAAGCCAAAUUAUAAAGCAAGCCUUAUUGUUGUUCUAGGAGUUUUAGCUAUUUUGCUUGCGACUGUGAUGAGCUUUCUUCUUCUUGCAUUCGUAAAAUUCUGCUACAGAAGAGAGUCUGCUGAUAGAAAUCCGCCGCAGAAUAACACGGGGCUAAUUAGCUCAACCAACAGAUUUUCAGGCAUAGACAGGACAGUCAUUGAGUCACUUCCUUUCUUCAGAUUCUCCUCUCUGAAGGGUUCCAAGGAAGGGCUGGAAUGUGUAGUCUGUCUAUCGAAAUUCGAAGAUGUCGAAGUUCUUCGAAUGCUUCCAAAAUGCAAACAUGCCUUUCACAUUAACUGCAUUGAUCAUUGGCUUGAGAAGCACUCUAGUUGUCCUCUUUGCAGGCAAAAAGUGAGCUCUGAGGAUUUGAAACUGAUCACUUAUUCAAAUAGUAUGAGAUUCUUGUGGAACAAGCAAUCAGAGCUGAGAGAAGACACAAACAACAUGGAGUUGUUUGUCGAAAUAGAAGAAAGCCAUAGAGGGUCUUCAAGAUUCAGCAAAGGAAGCAGCUUUGGGCAGAUUCAUGAAAAGGGUCAUAGUAAAGAAGAGGAAUUGUUGACCCGAAAAGAAACAGAAGCAGAUCAGAAAGUUUUCCAUAUGCACAACCACAAAAUUAUUGAAUCGGAUUUUGUCUUUAAUAACAGGUGGAGCAAUUUGAGUUCUUCUGACCUCACGUUCUUGAACUCCGAGAUGCUCAACGACAUGUCAAGCAGUCAAUUCUUUUCGACGGAUCGGAGCAACAACAUGCUGUCCACUAGAAGAUCCAAAGAGAGUGAGGAUAUCAUGAUGAAGAUUAAGGAAGAAAUGGAGUUUAGAAAGUCGUUUCAGAGCAAUGGUGGAAUAACAAGCACUUCGAUGGCAAGGCAAGUACUUCAAGUCACACAUCAAGGUCUGUUGAAUUCUGGUGAACGAAGAUCGGUCUCGGAAAUUAUUGCUUUUUCAAGAUAUGGAGAUUUGGUUGUGAAGAAUAGGUUUAGAGAGUCAUCUUUGUUUGAAAACAAUGUGAAAGAGGAAAGAAUACGAAGAGUUUGGCUGCCUAUUGCAAGAAGAACAGUUCAAUGGCUUGCCAAUAGACAGAAAAGCUCUCAAUUGUCAUAG
This is a messenger RNA of Morus notabilis, 1233 nucleotides long. Its product is annotated as E3 ubiquitin-protein ligase ATL42-like. The transcript is spliced from 2 exons. The record is from RefSeq and is a predicted model, not a curated record. Lineage: Eukaryota; Viridiplantae; Streptophyta; Magnoliopsida; Rosales; Moraceae. The coding region runs from base 1 to 1233 and encodes 410 amino acids.